CAGAGAUAUAAUGUAUUUACAUAUUUACAUUCAAAUCGAUCAUCGGACGCCCUGCCGCAGAAUAUAAGUAGCAGUCGUACCAUAGCGCGCUCUUCCCCUUCAUCUUUUCCUCCCCAAUAUCUCUUGCCCCCCUAUCUGCACGUCCUAUCAAAGUACCGGUGUUUUCAGGUCUCGAGUCUUUUUUUUGUUCAUUCCGGAAGCCAUACCCACUCAGAACGAACUUGAGAUUGGAGGACAGACAUGUCUGAAUCUAACAGGAAGUCAUCGCCAGGAAGUGUCCCUCUACCGCGGAGUCCGUUGACUCGAGCCAUCCAUUCCGAAGGCUCGGGGUUGCAAGAUCUAGCUACGGCGGCUUUCGGCCCGGCGGUCGGCCCCGACAUCACCGUCUCGACUACCUUUCGCAUCCAGCCUCCCUCCGACCUCCUCGCUCUUCAGCAAAAACUCGGAGAGCUACCCACACACUCAGGCCUCAACUCCAGACACGCUAACACCACUUCGCCCGGCUCCGUCGGUUCGAUCCACUCUUCAAGAUCUCCCGGGGAGAGCUUAGAAGCUUACAGGAGACAUUCUCAACCUGUUUUGGCCCAAACAGAAAAGACUCUCGGGAGCAUUUUGAAUGGAGAAGCCUUGGUUUAUUCCUCCGGACUGUCAGCCGCUUUUGCUGCGCUCAUGCUAAUUGGUCCAGACGUGAUCGCGAUCCGUGAUGGAUAUCGAGGCUGCCAUGAAACCAUCAAGCGCUACUGCCAAUUGAGGGGAAUGAAUGAAAGGAACUCAGUGGAAGUCAAAGUAAUUGACCUUGAUGAUUCUUACCCCCUGCCGGAAAGCGGGUUGAGGGUGCUCGUCUGGCUCGAGACUCCGGUGAAUCCUACGGGAGAGUGUCGCGAUAUCCAAGCUUAUGCAAAGAAAGUGCGUCAAUGCUCCGCGGGAUCCGAGCUCCUGGUCGAUUCGACGCUUGCACCCCCACCGUUAUCGAAUCCGUUUGCCUUUGGCGCCGACGUGGUAUUGUACAGUGGCUCGAAAUAUUUCGGCGGCCAUUCCGACACACUCUGCGGGAUCCUUGUGACCCACAAGUCAAACCCGUCCCGCUGGCGCCGGUUGUGGAACGACCGAACCCAUCUCGGCAUGGUCCCUGGCUCCCUAGAAAGCUGGCUUCUUUUGCGCUCAGUCAAAACCCUACAGCUGCGCAUCAUCCAUCAGUCCGAUACCGCCACCCGAUUAGCGGUUUGGCUGAACAGCCUCACCGAACGCGAUUACCGCUCCGAUACCGAUCCCGACGAGAUGCGCCGAUUGGUCACGCGUGUCUGGCACUCCUCCUUCCAAGACGGCGGCCGGUGGGUCGGCUUCGACCCGCAAACUAACGAACCUCGUCAAAUGAUGGGCGGCGGCUCGCCCUGCUUCUCCUUCAUGCUUCGACGGUCUAUUCAUGCCAAAUGGCUUCCGUACCUCACGCAAUUAUUCAUUCCCGCCACAUCUUUGGGUGGUGUAGAAUCACUCAUUCAGCACCAAGUACAAGCGGAGCCUUCUGCAGACCCACGCAUCGUCCGAAUAAGCGUUGGCUUAGAAGACUUCCAUGAUCUGAAGAAUGAUCUCAUUCAAGCGUUUGAUAAAGUCAUCAGGUACGAACGCCACCACAGUAAAUUAUGAUUGAGUUGAUGGAAAUCACACCUUUCAAGUCGAUCAAUUCGGUCCCACCAGCCUCAUCUCGUCGAUGGAGCGAAUCCAUCUACAUAUCUGAAACUCAACAAUCGAUCACAGUCACGCUAACUUCUUGAAUACUUUUAUCGGAACGAGAUGGAGGAGCAACGGAAUUUCUUUUCUUUUGAUUUAACGAAACUGCCCAUGAAAAUGAAACCAACAGUGAAAUAAACUGUUUCUGAUGCCAAAUCUAGGAGUGCUUAACUCAUUUUGAACAUCUACUGAUACUUGCACAUACAAACACCAGAAAAAAAAAAUUCUGCUUGAGGUUACUGUAACUGUGUAGCAUUGCCCUUUAAAGAUAUGGUUUGGGACAAAGGAAGAUGAGUCCACCUGUCUUCUACUCUUUGUCUAAAGACUGCAUUGAUGGGGUCACUGUAUGAGAAACACAAAUGUAAGAGUGUGUAAUCUUUGUAUCAUACUGAAGAUUGAUGCAAGAAUGACUAGACAAAUGGGUGGCUCAUACUAUAGUGCAGCCCUUCAGGCUCUCUGUUUCGAAGACAGGUUUAUUAAUGAAUCACUAGCUAUGGAGUGGAUCCUGAGAAAUUUGUAAAAUAGAAAGAUAUGUUUAAGUAGAAGUGAUAUGAAAAAAAAAUCAUGACCAUUGGCCUUUUGGCCAGCUG
Molecule: messenger RNA, 2318 nt
Organism: Puccinia graminis f. sp. tritici CRL 75-36-700-3
Lineage: Eukaryota; Fungi; Basidiomycota; Pucciniomycetes; Pucciniales; Pucciniaceae
Exons: 8
Coding region: 241-1644 (467 amino acids)
Biological process (GO): transsulfuration
Cellular component (GO): cytoplasm
Molecular function (GO): carbon-sulfur lyase activity; pyridoxal phosphate binding
Source: RefSeq, a predicted model, not a curated record